This is a messenger RNA of Saxophila tyrrhenica, 5172 nucleotides long. RefSeq lists its product as uncharacterized. NCBI's taxonomy places the organism in Eukaryota, Fungi, Ascomycota, Dothideomycetes, Mycosphaerellales, Extremaceae. The record is from RefSeq and is a predicted model, not a curated record. Gene Ontology annotation, molecular function: protein binding. Bases 1 to 5172 code for a protein of 1723 amino acids. The transcript is spliced from 4 exons.
AUGGCAAAGAUUGCCUUACUCUACAGCUCCGUCUUCGGCAAUGAGGCAUACGAGGCACUUCUGUCGUUCAUGAAAAGCGAGACGAACGACGUUUUGGACGAGGUCACCGACGACUUCAUCGACGUUACCCUGAAGCUCUCGCCUCCGACCGACAUUACCUGCGUUUGGGAACAGGUACCCACAAGCAUCUCGUACUCCGAGAAGAUCGCUGGAAGCUUCCCAGGCAUCCUGAAAGGAAACGCUGCUGUGAAAGCAAGCGCACGUGCGCUCGUAAACUUUGGCAGCAUGCUCUCCAAUACUGGCACACAUUUCGUAGACAAGGAGUCUGCUGUCCUCAAAGGAUCGCAAGAGAUCAGCAUGGCUGAUAACCACACGAAUCUGAUCAAGUUCGACAGCAUCCAGGACUUGAAGUUCGGUCCGAUCAAACGAGCACUUGAGAGAAUGGUGGGAACUGCAAAAAUCACCGCCAGGAAGCGAGCUUUGUCUUCCGGUCAGAACUUGUCACCAAAAAUCAUCCACCUCGUCCGACAGUCACUCGCUGGCGAGGGUAUUGAGAUGCUCACUAAGUUUCGUACCCAGGUGGGAGGGCGGACGAUCAAUAGCUGGCUGACUGCAGAGAGUGUCUACCAAAAGUGGUUGACUGGCAGCGGCGAUGGAGGCGGUCCGUCUCAUCUAUUACUCCGUGGAGGUGCCGGUGUGGGCAAGACGAAUGCAACACUCGCGGCCAUCCAAGGAAUAACCCACUCGCAUCUCGGAGACCACAACGGCAGUGACGGUACCGUGGGCCAAAGCGGGAACUUUCUGGCCUUCUUUCUCUGUGAGCCGGCUUCCGGUUAUUGUACCUCUGAGGGCGUAUUGAAAAGCCUCAUUACGCAACUACUCAAUACUCCAGCCGGAGAAAGCCUGGCUCAUGUGCCUGCUCGAUACUUCGCACCCAGCACAACUCCUCGCCAGCAUGAGCUUGAAGACAACGGGCUAGAAGCGUCGGGAGCCAAAGCCACCACGACCGUUGACAAUCUCUGGAAAUGUCUUCAAGACAUGAUCGACGAUCCAGCUGUCAAUACCAUAUUUCUGGCAGUCAAUAAUACCCACCUCCUUGAGCCUGGUGGGUCCACGAAUGCCUUCUUCUCGAGACUGAAUGAGCAUGCGGUAUCCACCGAGAAACAACCGCUCGCUGCUCGCAAGGCAAAGUGGCUAAUUACGAGCCGCAACGACACUUCCCUCCGUCGAUACUUGACCUCGAGCAGCAUUGCAGUCAUUGAUCUCGACAACGACCGUGAAUACGGUGCCAAGCUCAAGGAUGCCCGCCAAAGACAUGCGAAGGAGGCAGUCUUGCAGCUACAGUCGAACAAGAACUACAGCCCAGAUCUCGCAUAUACCGUCCGCCAUUCGAUUGAGAGCCAAGGCGAGGAAGACAAGUGGAUUGACAUUCUCUGCAUCUUGCUCCAAGCGAUGCCUGCCAGCAGUGGAUCUACCCUUACAAGAUGGUUGCGAUCCCGUCAGACGAUGAAGCUGCCCCAACUUGUGGAUAAUGCGUGGGAAGCGACUCUGCACCAAUCCCAGGAUGCCAAAGACGACGUGGAGGACCUCAUGCAAGCUCUCACCAUCGCCUAUGAGCCACCGACUUUGGCCGACCUGGCCGUUCUCACAAAGAUCGAUGAUCAUCAACGGCUUGCUGAGCUGAUACGCAAAUGUGCACCGCUUGUUGUCAUGGGAGAAGCAGACAAGAAGGGAAAGGUCGUAUGGGCCGACUCCACGUUCGAGGAACGACUGCGUACGAUCUUUUACCCGCAGUCUGAUUGUUCGAGCUCAUCCAAGAGGUAUCAUCAUGGUGUUGUUGCCGUGCGAUGCUUCGAGUACAUUAAAACACUGUACCGAACCAGAAAGCCAAAAGGACGACUGGCAGAGGUCGCUGCAGGGCUUAUGCGGUCUCCAUCCAAGACAGUCACCGCGCGCAUCGACGAGGAUGCCAAAGUUCUCGAUCUGACAGCUGACGACGAGGAAGCUGACGGCAACCAAACUUAUGCUUCGCAAGUCUCGACCUUGAGUUGCUCUUAUCCUGUAAAAUACCUCUUCCGGCAUCUGGGCGAAGGCUUUCCCGACGUCGCGCAGUUACUCCACGAAGACGACCCGGACUUCUGGGGCCAAACAUCGUGGCUACGAAAUGCCUGGUUGAAGGACUUCCAGGCGGUGGACACCGCAUCAUUAAAAGGACUCAAUACCAAGGGCAUGUCGGCGCUCCACAUCGCUGCUGGCAUCGGUGCGACAGAGCUCGUCAGCUUCAUCGUGGACUGGAACGGCCCAUCGUCCCUGGCUUGGACCAGUGACAAGGGUUUGACAGCAAUGCACGUCGCUGCGCUGAACAACCGGACACAGGUAGUUGAUACCUUGGAACGUGCUGGUGCUGACAUUGAAGCGGGAGAAGGUGAAGCAGGUACCGCCCUCCACCUUGCUGCGAAACACGGCAACUGCUCUGUCAUCAGACUGCUCCUUGGGAGGAAUGCCAGCGUCAACGCAUCAAGUGACGAGCUUGGCCCUGUCAUCAACGCUGCCAUCCUGUCCGGAACGGUAGACGCUGUGAAGCUCAUCAUGGAUCAGGAUGUUCGCUUCGAUCUCGACUACACCAAGUGUGUUGCACCACUGGAGCUUGCCGCACGUAUGUCGGAACCCACUCUUUUCCGGGACAUUCUGGAGACCGGGAAGAGCAAGUGGCUGCAGAACAUCAAGCUCCUGGACUCCGCACUGGUCGCCGCGUCCUACAAUGGCCGCCUGGAGAAUUUGAAGACCCUUCUCCGCUUCCCUCACGUGUACACGUUCAACACCCUUGAGCGUGCGAUUGUCAAAGCUGCUUCGGAGAAACAUUGGAGCUGUGCGAACGAACUAUUGGAAUUCGCGGCCAAAGGUACAGCCCAUGGCAACAAGAGAGACGUCCGGCUCAACGAUGCUUUCUGGAUGGCCGCUACUGCCCAACAAGAGCGGAUUGACGUACUUGAGAAGAUCUGGAACUUCACCGAUCAGUCUGUUGCGCAAGAUGUCUGUGACUUCUCUCUGUACCAAGCCACGGUGUUGAAGAAGGACAGUACGGUCGCUUGGCUGCUCGGUACUUGUGGUGCGAACCCAAAUGCUUCAGCUGCAAAGCCGGAAUCACUACCCACAGACUCUUCGGAUGUACGGUCCGCCACCGAGUACUCCAACGCACUGAACGCAGCUGCCAGUACAGGCAACGUAGCUUUGGUGAAGGCUUUACUUGACAAAAAUGUCGAAGUCGACGGCGAUCAAGACUACGCACUUGUGCUCAGUAGCCGCGAGGGCUUUACGGAGGUUGUGGAAGAACUGCUCAAGCACGGCGCUCUUCCCAACAGAAAGGUCCCGGACAACGAUGAACUUGGCUUCUUCUCCGGAACCGCAUUGCAGGUUGCGUGUGAGAACAACAGGGUACGCGUGGUGGAGCUUCUGUUGGACCAUGGCGUUGACCCUAAUCUCGGAGGCGGCACACUGAUGAACCCAAUCACAGCAGCGACUCAAAGACCGCAGUCCGAGAUACUGGAUCUGCUUCUCAAGGCACCCGGCAUCAAGGUUGACGUGACCGGUGGCGAGGACCAGUCCACACCUUUAAUCAAUGCAGCGAAGCACAUGACUUCCGAGUGCGUCGCGGUCCUGGUACAAAAGGGAGCCGACAUCAACGCCCGAGAUUUGGCAGGAGAUACUCCUUUGAUCAUGGCGGCACUGCGAGGCGACAAAUCCUGCAUCGAGGUGUUGUUGAGCCACGGCGCGGAUGUUACGUACCGAAGUCCUCAGCGCGGAUUGGCGGUUCACGUCGCUGCCGAAGGGCUACAUCCGGAGUGCGCUCACGUUCUGGCUGACAAGAUGACUGCGACGAUUGAAGACUACCGGCAGAAUGGCUUCUCAGAGCUCAAGACUGCGAAAAGGGACCUCGCGGACACCAUCGGCGAAUUGAAAGGCCGGGAGUUGGAGAUUGAACGCCUGAACGCCAUGGUGUCGGAGGCGAGAGACGAGGUGGACAUUGCAAACAAGCAGAUUGAGUCCCAGCAGCAUGAGCAGAAGCGGCUCAUGGAUGACACUGCCUUGAAGGGCAGGACUUACGAAUCUCGGGCGCAGCUGGUGAAAGCAAUGCAAACGGAGCGGGAUGAGCUCUGGCGACAGCUAGAAGCAUCCAAAGGGCAGACUGAGCUUGCUAAUGACACAAUCUCACGUUUCAAGGAGGAGCUGGAGGAAGAAAAACAGACCAACGCCGGGCUGAGGAAGCACCAAGGAUAUGCUCUCUUGGAAGAAGAAAAGCGAGCCGCGCUGGUGAUGGUCGAGGAGGAAAAGCAGGCUGCGAUCAAUCGUUCUGAGUCUGAGAAGCAGCAGCGAGAUGAGUUGCAGCGUCAAAUCAGUGUGUUGCAAGAUCAGCUCGCGAACCUCGCGAAAGAGCUGGCCUCUGCCAGCAACUACGCAAAGGCAGCAAUUGAGACUUCGGAGAAGGAACGGCAGGAGAGAAAGGCUCUGCAGGAAGAGAACCAGGCCCUGCAAGACAGUGUUCGACAGCUAGAAGACACGAUGGCGUCUGUGCAAGCGGCUGCGACCAGAACCAAGAACAUGGGUCCUGCGAAUCGCUCGGCAUCCACGCCAUUGGAGCCCAAUGCAAACACGCCUGGAGACUAUUUCCCACGAACUGCUGGUGCGUCUGGCUCACAGAACGGGAACCAGGGCCCACUCAAUGGCACAGUAGUACCCGAACGAAAGCUCGUGGGCAGCCCAGUGGGAAGCCCUGUUGGUAGCCCGCCAGUGGCAUCAACAGGGACAUUUGGCAGUCCUGCAAUGUCUCCUCGGAGCCCGAACAGCCCGUAUCCCAACGUCCGCAGCCCUGGGUCGCAGGCUGACGGUUUCAGGACAAUCCAUGGGCAACACCGGGCGGAUGGCAGCUUGGGCGGAUAUCGUACCGACCGAGGGAUGAAGAGAAUGACGAGUGACAGCCUUUACGAUGUUUCGAUCAAGAAUGGAGUGGCCGGCAGGGGGCGGCGGUCGAGCAAGGAGUCGUUGCCGUCGAGCAGUGGCAGUAAAGCGGACUCGGGGGAAGGGUGGGCGGCAGGAGACUUGGGCGCGAACAGUCCGAAGGCUCAGCCUGGCAGCGCGGAAAGCAGCACACGCAGUCGUGUGGUCUGGGGAUGA